Cebus imitator (Panamanian white-faced capuchin) is the source of this 2913-nucleotide messenger RNA. It is a transcript of the gene RDX, whose product is annotated as radixin. The transcript is spliced from 15 exons. The record is from RefSeq and is a predicted model, not a curated record. Gene Ontology annotation, cellular component: apical part of cell; adherens junction; plasma membrane. Gene Ontology annotation, biological process: positive regulation of protein localization to early endosome; positive regulation of early endosome to late endosome transport; regulation of cell shape. The coding region runs from base 572 to 2356 and encodes 594 amino acids. Gene Ontology annotation, molecular function: cell adhesion molecule binding; actin binding. NCBI's taxonomy places the organism in Eukaryota, Metazoa, Chordata, Mammalia, Primates, Cebidae.
GCGGCGGACGCACUCCGAGCUUUGGGCUGGGCAGCUCCGCUUCCCUCGACCGCAGGCUUCGCCCGAGCCCACCACUGUCAGCAAAGGCUCGACCCUGCUGCGGGUUCGCUGUAUUUCCCUGGGGACUCCCGGACCCGCAGCCUCCUCCCUCGAGCUGGCCCGCCGGGGACCGCGACCCCCGGCCACGCCCGGAGCCAGGCCUACGGCAGCGAGCCCGCGGGAGGCGCGGGACGCGGGGCGCGGGCGGCCCCAGGCGGCGGCGUUGCGGCUCGGGCCGCGGCGCGAGGCCGGCCGGCCGGCGGGGGGAGGCGGGGGGCGCCAGGCAGCCCCGCCUUUUCCCCGAGGAGGUGCAGGGCGGCCAUAUUGCGGAGCUGUCUGCGGCGGCGGCGGCGCCUCUGGUCUCCCGCGGCCCAACGCUCGCACCACUGCCUCUCCCUCCCUGCCGCAGCCGCGCCGCCGCGCAGCGCCCCAGCCACACGCCGACGGGUAGGAGCCGCUCGCUCUCCGGAAAGUGUCAACAGAAUUCAUAGAAGUGAAGAAUUUUUAAGAAGGUAACGAAAAGAGAACGAAAAUGCCGAAACCAAUCAACGUAAGAGUAACUACAAUGGAUGCUGAGCUGGAAUUUGCCAUUCAGCCCAAUACAACUGGCAAACAACUUUUUGACCAGGUGGUGAAAACAGUUGGUUUGCGUGAGGUCUGGUUUUUUGGGCUGCAGUAUGUAGACAGCAAAGGUUAUUCUACAUGGCUUAAACUAAAUAAAAAGGUGACACAGCAAGAUGUUAAAAAAGAGAAUCCUUUGCAGUUCAAGUUUAGAGCUAAAUUUUUUCCUGAAGAUGUUUCUGAGGAAUUAAUUCAAGAAAUAACCCAGAGACUCUUCUUCUUGCAAGUUAAGGAAGCCAUUUUAAAUGAUGAGAUAUAUUGCCCGCCAGAAACUGCAGUUCUUUUGGCCUCCUAUGCUGUCCAAGCCAAGUAUGCAGAUUAUAAUAAAGAGAUUCAUAAACCAGGAUACCUGGCUAAUGAUAGACUCCUACCCCAGCGUGUAUUGGAACAACACAAACUAACGAAAGAACAGUGGGAAGAAAGAAUACAGAACUGGCAUGAAGAACAUAGAGGAAUGUUAAGGGAGGAUUCUAUGAUGGAAUACCUGAAGAUUGCACAAGAUCUAGAAAUGUAUGGAGUCAACUAUUUUGAAAUAAAAAAUAAAAAGGGAACUGAACUGUGGCUAGGUGUUGAUGCUUUGGGUCUGAAUAUUUAUGAGCAUGAUGACAAGUUAACACCUAAAAUUGGUUUUCCCUGGAGUGAAAUCAGAAAUAUUUCAUUUAAUGACAAAAAAUUUGUUAUAAAGCCAAUCGACAAAAAGGCACCUGAUUUUGUUUUUUAUGCACCUCGUCUGAGAAUCAAUAAGCGGAUUUUGGCCUUAUGUAUGGGAAACCAUGAACUAUACAUGCGAAGAAGGAAGCCUGAUACUAUUGAAGUACAGCAGAUGAAGGCUCAGGCUAGGGAGGAGAAACACCAGAAGCAGCUGGAAAGGGCACAAUUAGAGAAUGAAAAGAAGAAAAGAGAAAUAGCAGAAAAGGAAAAGGAAAGAAUAGAACGUGAAAAGGAAGAGCUAAUGGAACGUCUGAAACAAAUUGAAGAACAGACAAUUAAAGCCCAGAAAGAACUAGAAGAACAGACUCGAAAAGCUCUAGAACUGGAUCAAGAACGAAAACGAGCAAAAGAAGAAGCAGAGAGGCUUGAAAAGGAGCGUCGAGCUGCUGAAGAGGCAAAAUCUGCCAUAGCAAAACAAGCUGCCGACCAGAUGAAGAAUCAGGAGCAGCUAGCAGCAGAACUUGCUGAAUUCACUGCCAAGAUUGCACUUCUAGAAGAAGCCAAGAAGAAAAAGGAAGAAGAAGCUACUGAGUGGCAGCACAAAGCUUUUGCAGCCCAGGAAGACUUGGAAAAGACCAAAGAAGAGUUAAAAACUGUGAUGUCUGCCCCCCCUCCACCUCCACCACCACCAGUCAUUCCUCCGACAGAAAAUGAACAUGAUGAACAUGAUGAGAAUAAUGCUGAGGCUAGUGCUGAAUUAUCAAAUGAAGGGGUAAUGAACCAUAGAAGCGAGGAAGAACGUGUAACAGAAACACAGAAAAAUGAGCGUGUUAAGAAGCAACUUCAGGCAUUAAGUUCAGAAUUAGCCCAAGCCAGAGAUGAAACCAAGAAAACACAAAAUGAUGUUCUUCAUGCUGAGAAUGUUAAAGCAGGCCGUGAUAAGUAUAAGACUCUGCGACAGAUUCGGCAAGGCAAUACAAAGCAGCGUAUCGAUGAGUUUGAAGCAAUGCCCCUGGCUACUGACGUAUGGCAAGCUUUAGGGUAAGGACAUACGUGGUGUUCUGAAUGUGUGUAUCCUCCAAAGUCUGCAAUCUCAGCUGGAACUGGGUGGACCAGUAUUCCCUCAACCAGGGCCCUGGCCGAUGGUUCUUUCCUCAUCUCCGUUAACUGUUGGAUUUCCCUUUCUUGCUGUUCUCUCUGUCUCCAAGCCCCUUUCAAUUGCCUUUCCUAAAGACAGACCUUAGCAAGAUGGGCCAGGACUUGGGACCUCGCACGGCACCCUGCAGUCCCAAGCCAGCAUCUACUGCACCCCAUCUUUAAGACUCUAUUCCCCAAACAGAUGCUGGAAGGCAUCAGCUUCUGAGAACCCACUUUUUUCUGCAUGACUAGCUUGUAAGGAGGAAUCUAUGGAGAGGAUUUCCAAGAAUUUCCCACUUUUUCAAAAAAUAUAUGGCUUCAAUCCAAGAACAAACUCAGUGAUGAGCAGCUCCAUUUCUGUGCACAUGGUGGUGGAAUCUGCAGAAAUCGAUGCAACAUUUCUUUCCUGUCUGAGCUGUUUAUAUAAUUGUAUAUAAAUGUAGCAAUAAAUAUAUUCUAACAUCA